AUGACAUUAUUUUUUCGAGUUUUUGGGUCUAAACCAUAUUUGGAAACAGUGUUGUUCGUGCAGCCACGUCGGUCUCGCGUCUAUCACUACGCUCUCCAACCGAAAUUGCUAGCCCCCGACGAGGUUGUGUCUCCGAACGAGGAAAGGCUUUACAAACCAGUUGCUCCAGCAGAUAAGUGGGAGCAUACAAGCUCCAACUUCGAUCCUUUGGUUGCGCGAUUCACAGGAAUGAUCGUAAAACGGGGUGAACGUGAGGCAGCACGCGAAGCGAUGAGGCAGACUUUCAGAGAGAUCAAGCUAAUCCAGUUGCAGAAGAUGAAUUCUACUCCUCAGGAGGAACAGUCCCGAACGAUCGUAAGCCCAAUUACAAUCAUUCACAAUGCUGUGAAGAACUGUACCCCCAUUUUGGUCAUAAAUCCUGUUGUUCGUGGUGGCAUCCUGUAUAAGGUGCCUGCGCCACCCAGAACGGACUCUGUAGCUACCCACAUUGCAAUCAAGUUUCUCAUUGAUGCGGUCAGAGACAAGCCUGCCGAUCAGCGCUUUUGGAAGGUGUUGGCCCGUGAACUGGUCGCCGCAUCACAGAAACAGGGAAAGGCCUACCGGCAAAAGGAGCAGCUGCACAAACAGUGCGAGGAAAACCGUGCCUAUGCAAAUUAUCGAAAGUAUUAAGUAGUCUGUCCGCUUUUCGUCUUUGAAACAUAUCUCAACUUUAAUGUGUUCCCACUGAUUCAAUUCCAUUCCAACUGUUCGCGUCUACGCCACUUCGUGAGAAAAGUUGGCUGCAGCAAUACUCGAUGCAAUGUAGUAGCCUACCGCCACAUCGUUUUCUACGUGUGGCAAGGGCGUUUUGCAUUUCCCCUCACCUGUCAUGGCCUGCAGCGCUACAUCUCGACCGAAGUCGAAACGAGACGAAGUUCACACGUGGAAGAGGAUACAGCCACCAAGCUUAUACGAAAUGUGGGAAUGAUCGCACAUAUAGAUGCUGGUAAAACAACUACUACAGAGCGAAUGUUGUAUUUUGCACACAGAACUUAUCACAUUGGAGAGGUCGAUCGUGGAAACACUGUGACAGACUAUCUGCCGGAGGAACGCGAACGUGGAAUUAGCAUUGUGAGCGCAGCCGCCUGCCUCUCAUGGAAUCAGCACACUAUCCACUUGGUUGAUACUCCUGGACAUGUGGAUUUCACCAUGGAAGUGGAACGAUGCUUGGCCGUGUUGGAUGGUGCUGUAACUAUUCUUGACGGGACAAAAGGUGUUCAGGCGCAGACCAGAACAGUGUGGCAUCAAGCAGAUCGUUAUAACCUACCACGGUUGGUAUUUGUGAACAAACUGGAUCGAGAGAAUGCUGAUUUCCAACUGUCCCUCAGCAGCUUGUGUUCGCAGUUAGCAAGCACUGUACGCUACGUUCCAAUUCAUUGGCCGGUUUCUGUCCAAUCGCUAGCCAAGCCAGGUGAGAAUCCGUCACCUGAUCGAAAGGAGGCUAAAUCCGCUCGUCGGUCAGCUGGAACUCAUUUCAUGGGCCUAAUUGAUCUAGUCACGAUGAAAUUCUUGGAUUGGUCCCAGUGUACGUCACCCGAUGCUCUACCCCAAACCUCUGACUUGUUACACAAACUUCACCAUUCAGGGCCAGUAAGCACGAGCAAUUUUUCAUCAGAGUUUAUGCAAACCGUGUUGGAUGCUCGCAUUCGGCUGCUGGCGGAACUUGCCGAAGUGGACGAAGAAUUAGCCGACCACUUUUUGGCGGUGGAUCAUCCAGAACACCUCAUGCCCUCGGAGCUUAUUCAGUCUGCUUUGAAACGAGCCACCCAUAGGGGCCAAGUUAUUCCUGUACUUGUUGGUAGUAGCCGGCAGAACAUUGGAAUACAACCACUUCUGGAUGCAAUCGUUGACUACUUGCCGAACCCAACCAAUCACAAAGCACCCGCUCCUGUACAACGACUCAUUCAUCAAGUAUGGUCCAUGUACUCACACUCAAGACCUCCAACAGGAUUUGAUCUUCCGGUGGCGGAUUCUGCCCAACCACCCGUGUUGCUUGUUUUCAAGGUUUGUUUUGAUCCUCACCGUGGACCGCUAAGCCUUGUCCGGAUCUACUCGGGCUCCGUAAAGAAAGGCAGUCUACUUACCAACUGGUCACUGAAUCGGACAGUUCCAAUAACAGAAAAGGUAUUGGGUGUGUUCCAAAUGACUGGCGAUCAGCGUGAGUCGGUCGACUGUGCUACGACGGGUAGUAUUGUUGCUCUAGCGGGUCUCGAAUCUACGCACAGUGGCGAUCUACUUGGUCCCGUACGGAGGACUAGCACAUCGAACAAGGAUUCAUCGAUCGACCAAAACUCUAGCGAAGAAGAGGAUCAUGAUGUCUGGAUCAAUAGUCUGCCGGAGUUGAACAAGUGUGAACCAGUCGUUUAUGCUGCCCUAGAACCCGGAAGCCUAUCAGCUGUGCGUCCCUUGGAAUACGCUCUAGCUUGUAUGCAGCGCGAGGAUCCUAGUUUCACCGCUAGACUCGAUGCCGAGACAGGACAGUGGAUCGUUGGUGGGAUGGGCGAUUUGCAUCUUGAGGUUAUUCUGUCACGCCUACAACGAGAAUACAAAGUGGACGUUCGAAAUGGACCCUUACUGAUUGCUUACAAAGAAUGUCCUCUGGUGCGUUCAAAACAACAACAGCAGCAGACCAUCAGAACUCCAGCCUUCCAAGGGUACGGUCGCGUCACUGGUUCGGUCGAUGGAAGUGAGAAAGUAGCUUUUGCGAUUGUUUCAGUUGAAGCCAGCGAAUAUCCAAAACCUCAGAUUCACUUUGAUCGUUCUUGGCUCGGCCAUGUGGAACAGACUGGCAAAAAUGAAAUUGGUAGCCCUCAUGGACGCCUUCAACACAACAUUCGCGAAGUCUGCCUUUCGACACUUGAAAUGGCUGGACCGUUGAUGCGUUCACCAGUGGUGAACGUGGACCUUCGCUUACAUCGAGUUGCUUGUGAAUCACUCAGUCGUCUGCCGCAAUCCAUCGCCGACGUAGAUGUCAGUCAACUACCGACCUUGACCAGAUUGCCGUCGUCAAAUUCAGCCCUCGCUUCUUUCAUCACGCUACUCCGGUCGGCAGUAGCUGCUGCUGUGACGGACGGAGUGCGUAAAAUACCGGAAUGGCGGAUUAUGGAACCAAUGAUGUCUGUGGAACUGCGAGUCCCCACUCAUUCAGAUAAUCAGAGUGAUUCCCUGUCCCGAUUCCUUGGUGAUCUGUCUGCCCGACGAGCGGAAAUUCUGGCGGUGGAUUCAGCUGACUCAGCAGAUCCGUCAACCAGUACAUCGGAGGCAUGUCAUGUGAUCCAAGCAUUGGCACCACUAUCAGAAUUGGUUGGUUAUUCGGCGACCGCACGGAGUAUUUCUUCUGGGCGAGCAGAGGUUCAUAUGAAGCUAGCAGAAUAUCGCCCCGUGAGCCAAGAGUAUCAAGCACAGUUGCUCAAUCGACUUCAAUGGAGAGCUCCAGUAGAUUGAUCGUUGUCGCAGUCUUCUUAGCCAAAUUUAUCCUGCAGGUAAAGUGUAUGCCGUGACUCCUUUGUAUCUCCGCAGCCGUGUCUUUGAAGCCUAC
Molecule: messenger RNA, 3577 nt
Organism: Opisthorchis viverrini
Lineage: Eukaryota; Metazoa; Platyhelminthes; Trematoda; Opisthorchiida; Opisthorchiidae
Exons: 13
Coding region: 964-3483 (839 amino acids)
Biological process (GO): ribosome disassembly; mitochondrial translation
Cellular component (GO): mitochondrion
Molecular function (GO): GTP binding; GTPase activity
Source: RefSeq, a predicted model, not a curated record